Molecule: messenger RNA, 906 nt
Organism: Charadrius vociferus (killdeer)
Lineage: Eukaryota; Metazoa; Chordata; Aves; Charadriiformes; Charadriidae
Gene: MRRF
Product: mitochondrial ribosome recycling factor
Exons: 6
Coding region: 21-800 (259 amino acids)
Biological process (GO): translation
Cellular component (GO): mitochondrion
Molecular function (GO): ribosomal large subunit binding
Source: RefSeq, a predicted model, not a curated record
UUAGAGCAGAGCUGGAAACGAUGGCUGUGGCGCUAAGAUGCUUGCGUCACCUGCCUUCCCUGCUUCCUCGGUCUUCAUUCGCAAUGCUGCGGGGACUGCCGCAGGCUCCUGCAGCCUGCCCAGCCCUGCUCCCGGAUGGCUGCAGGCAGUCUGUCCAUCAGAGGCUGCUGACCAGACAGCUAGCUACCAAAAAAGCUAAAGGUAAAGGGCAGAGUCAAACCAGAGUGAAUAUCAGUGCUGCCCUAGUUGAGGAUAUUAUCAAUUUGGAGGAGACCAAUGAAGACAUGCAGGCAGUGGUAGAAGCUCUGAAAGAAGAUUUCGGCAGAAAUCUCAGUGUUAGAACCUCACCAGGGGUCCUUGAUCACAUAAUCGUGAUGACAAAAGACAGGAAGUUUCCGCUGAACCAGCUGGGGCAGAUCUCACAGAAGUCACCGCAGCUCAUUAUAGUGAACAUGACCAAUUUUCCAGAGAGCACAGCUGCGGCUAUGAAGGCUAUAAGGGAGAGUGGCAUGAACCUGAACCCAGAAGUGGAUGGGACAAUAAUUCGGGUGCCGAUUCCUAAGGUGACAAGGGAGCACAGGGAGAGCCUGGCCAAGCUUGCCAAGCAGUCUACCAACAAGUCCAAAGAGGCCCUGAGAAAGGUGCGAAGCAAAAGCAUCAACCAGGUAAAGAAGUUCAAGAACAAAGUAUCUGAAGAUACCAUCUGGCUGCUAGAAAAGCAGAUCCAGCAAAUGGCAGACAGCGCCGCAGCGGAGAUGGACAAACUGCUGGCAGCAAAGACCAAGGAGCUGCUUGGAUAAGCGCCAUCCACGAUGGACACACUCCCCCCUCGAGCGAGAACAGACUGCCGUGCACCCCGGCCAUCGCUGCCCCGAGUCAGCAGCGACGGGCAGGGGGGGCUCUGCC